Messenger RNA from Lolium rigidum, 2493 nucleotides. Its product is annotated as MAR-binding filament-like protein 1. Lineage: Eukaryota; Viridiplantae; Streptophyta; Magnoliopsida; Poales; Poaceae. The transcript has 3 exons. The record is from RefSeq and is a predicted model, not a curated record. The coding region runs from base 1 to 2250 and encodes 749 amino acids.
AUGGGCUACCGCCACCUUCUCCUCGUCUCGCCGCCGGCGCAGCCACCGCCACCGCCACCGCCGCCGCGCCUCUCCCUUCUCUCCCGCCCGGUGCGUGGGGUAGUCAGCGCCGCCGCCUCGCUCGAUGCCGCCCGCCCCCCGUCGGUGGUGGCGGCGUCGGCGGCCACGCGGAGGAGGGCCGUGCUCCUCGUCGGCGUCUCCGUGCUCCCGCUCCUCCGUCUCCGCGACGCGGCGGCGGCCGCGCGCGCGGGCGCGCAGCCCUCCACGGCUGAUCUCGUCACUGAUAAAAGGGACUUUCAGAAGACUGAGGGAAUGCAUCCUGAAGAACCUUGGGCUGAACCACCCCAGCUUGAGGUGAAAGGAUCAUCUCCAGGGAAUCCAUUUGCAGAUCUUCUGAAUGCGAUUGCAGUUAUUGCUUCUGGUGUUCUGGCUGGACUUCUUGGUACUUCUCAACGGGAAAAGAAAGCAUUGCAAUCAACCAUCUCAGCUAUGGAGAUCAAAUUGUCUGAAAAUGAGGCAGCUAUGUCUUUGCUUAGGGAGAACUACGAGAAAAAGCUAUUGGACGAACAGGCAGCACAGAAGAAACAAGCUAGGAUGCUCCUGGAUAAGGAAGCUUCCCUUCUUGGUCAAUUGGCUUCAACUAAGAGGACUGUAACAUCCUUAAAUGACGAAGUUAGAAAGGAGAGGGGGCUAGUUGAGCAGCUUAGACAUGAGAUACAUGAACUUGAGAGUAUCAUUGCACAAGCAGAGGAAGACAAACAUGCAUUUGAAGGAAAAAUGAGGGAAAAGUUGGAAACACUUGAUAUUUUCCAUGACAAGGUAAAUCUGCUUAGCCAAGAGGUAAAUGACAAGGAGGGAUACAUCAGGGAACUUGGUUCAUCACUUUCCUCCAAGGAAAAUGACUACCAGAGCCUGCAGUUGACCUACAAUCAGACUAAAGAGAGCCUAGAACAUGCAAAUUCUAGAUUAGAGCAACUGGAAAAGUAUCUUCUUGCAGCUAAAGAUGAUCUAAAAUCAAAGACAUCCUUCAUUGAUUCACUGAAUGAGGAUGUCCAAACAUUAUACACUUCAAAGGCCCAUGCUGAAGAAACAAUAAACCAGUUGUUAAAGCAGUACACAGACUUGGAAGCUGCUUCUCAGAUGAGGGCAUCUCGUGAUUCUGAACUAUUGUUCGAUAAAGAUGGUCAGCUGAAUCAGCUCGAAGAACAACUUUCUACUGCAUUAACUGAGCAUAGUAAACAGAGAACUACAAUUGCUGAGUUGAAUAAUGCAUUGGAAGCUAAUAGAACAAUGCUAGUUAAUGAAGUUGAGGUCCGGAAAAGUUUAUCAGAUCUUAUUCAGUCCACUGAAGAGGCGCUUCAAGAAUCCAGAAAUGAGGUGUUGAAACUCUCUGAAGAGCUUAAUGAACUAACUAUAUCAAAUCAUGACUUGACAGCUCAGGUUUUAAAAUACACAAAUGAGUCUAAUGAAUUGAAACAGGCUCUGACUAGCAAAGUAGAAGACGCGGAAUCAGUUUCUAAAGCUCUUUCUAGUGAACUGGCCUCGGUCAGGGAGACACUUCAAAAGACACAAGAAGAUCUCGAAGUCACCUCUAAUCAAUUUGUGUCUGUUACAGAAGUGCAUGAUGAACUUAAUAAAGAAUUGCUGGAUGCAUAUAAGAAGUUAGAGUCCAUAGCAAAUGAGCUUGUUAGUGAACGCAUAAAUAAUGGUACUUUAAAUAGGGAGCUUGAGGCAUUGGUGAAACAAUCUUUGGUGGAUUCUGAAGCAAGAAGAGCUCUUCAAUCAGACUUGGAUGAGGCAACCAUUUCACUAAAUGAGGUGAAUGAGAGUACAUUGUUUCUGUCUAACAAGCUUGACAGCACCAAUUCUAGGAUUUUUGCUAUUAAAGAAGAGAAAGAGGUGCUUUUAGCGGCUCUUGCGGAGCAAAAGAAAAGUACAGUCGAAGCUCAGAAAAAUAUGGCGGAAGCUCAGCAUCUUAUUAAAAGGCUUGGGUUGGAGAGAGAGAAUUUUGAAAUCAGGUCUAACAAGCUUGAAGAAGAAUUGGCCACAGCAAAAGGUGAUUUGUUGUGUCUGAGGAGGCAGAUUACUGUAAAUGGGUCACCAAAUACAAAUGUUCUGGGAACAAGCCCAACACCAAAUUUCAGCCAACCUCUGAAAGGUCAUUCUCCAAAUACCAGUAAUGCUGAUUCUGGAGCUCAUCGUUCUGCUAACAAGAUUUAUAGAAGAAGAAAAGACAGACCAGCAACAUGAGCAUUAUCUAGAAUCAACAAUCUUUCAUUUGCUCUCACUUUAUUAGAACGUUGUUUAGAGCUUCCAAGCUUUGAAAGCUAGCACAUUAGACUACUGUACGGUGAUACUCUCUAGUGUUUCCAACUCUUUUUAUUGUAGCUCUCAAAAACCCUUAGGUAAUUCCAUAUGGUAGAUUUCAAGGGAACGAGAAUGUACUGUGUACAAAUGUGUUGUUGUCUGAAUGCUUAAUGGAUUAUAAUAUGA